Messenger RNA from Morone saxatilis (striped sea-bass), 3002 nucleotides. It is a transcript of the gene dhtkd1, whose product is annotated as dehydrogenase E1 and transketolase domain containing 1. Gene Ontology annotation, molecular function: oxoglutarate dehydrogenase (succinyl-transferring) activity; thiamine pyrophosphate binding. Bases 1 to 2772 code for a protein of 923 amino acids. Lineage: Eukaryota; Metazoa; Chordata; Actinopteri; Moronidae. Gene Ontology annotation, biological process: tricarboxylic acid cycle. The transcript has 17 exons. The record is from RefSeq and is a predicted model, not a curated record.
AUGUCGGCCGUGCUUUUCCUGAGCAAGUCGCUGAGCAGACUGCCGCCCCGGGUCGCUCGGCAGGUUGUCGGCUGCUGCUACCACACCGAGAGAGGUGUCUACGGAUACCGACCCAAAAACACCGAGAGCCAGCACAAGUUGCAGAGCGACCGCAUCGCGGCACUAAAUCAAGAUCAUGGUCUUGCCCGUCUGGUGGAGGCUUACAGAGCACAUGGACACAAGGCUGCUAAAAUUAACCCUUUGCUACCCCACAAGCCCGUUGCUGACAGCGUCCCGGAGAUAGACGUGCUGAGGGGCACCCUCACAGGACAGCUCAACACCUCAGGUCUACGACAUUUCGGCAAAGCAGAGGCUUCAGUGGAAGAGGUUCAGGCCUACCUGGAAGAAGCCUACUGUGGCCGCCUGUCGGUGGAGACCAACCAGCUGAGCAGUGUAGAGGAGAGGGAGUGGUUCGCUGACCGUUUUGAGGAACUCAAGAAGCAGAGUUUCUCCGCUGAGGAGAGGAGGCAGCUGGCCAAGGUUAUGCUUGAAUCUCAGGAAUUUGACCACUUUCUGGCCACCAAGUUUGCUACUGUGAAACGUUACGGAGGAGAAGGAGCAGAGAGCAUGAUGGGCUUCUUCUACGAGCUCUUCUACCAGUUUGCCCACAGCGGAGUCACUGACAUUGUCAUCGGCAUGCCGCACAGAGGCCGACUCAACCUCCUGACGGGCCUACUGAAGUUCCCACCAGAGCUCAUGUUCCGUAAGAUGCGUGGCCUCAGCGAGUUCCCCGACACCUCGCCUGCUAUUGGUGACGUCCUCUCUCACCUCACCUCCUCAGUGGAACUGGAUUUUGGAGCCGAACACCCUCUUCAUGUGACCAUGCUGCCCAACCCGUCUCACCUGGAAGCGAUCAACCCCGUGGCUCAGGGCAAAACGAGAGCCAGGCAGCAGCUCAAGAAGGAAGGAGACUACUCACCUGAAGACAACGCCCAGCCGGGGGACCGAGUCGUCUGUCUGCAGGUCCAUGGUGAUGGCUCUUUCACUGGCCAAGGGAUUGUGCCAGAAACUUUGACCCUUUCAAACCUCCCUCACUACAGAGUUGGUGGGAGCAUCCACCUCAUUGUGAACAACCAAGUGGGUUACACCACCCCGUCCGAGAGGGCGAGAUCCUCCCUCUACUGUAGUGAUGUCGGUAAGAUGGUGAACUGUGCUGUGAUCCAUGUAAAUGGAGAUGAUGCAGAGGAGGUGCUGCGGGCCACUCGGCUGGUUGUGGAGUACCAGCGGCUUUUCAGGAAAGACAUCAUCCUGGACUUGAUUUGCUACCGUCAGUGGGGCCACAACGAGCUGGACGAGCCUUUCUUCACCAACCCCGCCAUGUACAAGAUCAUCCGAUCCCGUAAGAGCGUCCCUGACUCUUACUCAGACCAGCUGAUCUCUGAGGGUCUGAUGACCGAUGUCGAGCGUGACGAGAUCAAGUCCAAAUACUACGGCAUGCUCAACGACAAGCUGUCCAACAUGACCCUGUACAGCCCUCCACCCACCAACCUGCAGGGCCGCUGGGGGGAUCUGGUGGAACCCCAGGCCAAAGUCACCACCUGGGACACGGGUGUCCCUGUUCCCUUGCUGCAGUUUGUAGGCGCAAAAUCUGUGGACAUCCCUGAGCAAAUCCAGCUGCACAGCCACCUUGGGAGGACCCAUGUACAGGCUCGGUUGAACAAGUUGGAAGACGGGACCAAACUGGACUGGUCCACAGCAGAGGCCUUGGCUUUCGGCUCUAUGCUCUCCCAAGGCUUUAAUAUUCGAAUCAGCGGACAGGAUGUUGGAAGAGGCACGUUCAGUCAGCGACACGCCAUGGUUGUUUGUCAAGACACUAAUGACAUGUACAUCCCUCUAAACCACAUCAGCCCUCAGCAGACCGCUUUCUUGGAGGUGUGUAACAGCCCGCUGUCAGAGGAAGCGGUGCUUGGAUUUGAAUAUGGUAUGAGUAUCGCACAGCCGAAGCUCCUUCCUAUCUGGGAGGCUCAGUUUGGAGAUUUCUUCAACGGUGCGCAGAUCAUCUUCGAUACGUUCAUCUCUGGAGGUGAAGCCAAAUGGCUGUUACAGAAUGGGAUGGUGAUCCUGCUGCCUCACGGCUACGAUGGAGCCGGACCUGAACACUCAUCCUGCCAUAUGGAGCGCUUCCUCCAGAUGUGUGACAGUAAAGAGGAGGGUGUGGACGGAGACACUGUGAACAUGGCCGUGGUCAAUCCCACCACUCCUGCUCAGUACUUCCAUCUGCUGAGGAGACAGAUGAUCCGUAAUUUCCGCAAACCCCUCAUUGUGGUUGGACCCAAGACACUGCUCAGGUUUUCUGGGGCAGUUUCCAGUCUGGCUGAGCUGGCACCAGGAACGUCUUUCAGACCAGUGUUGGGUGAUACUUCAGUCUCAGCAGACAGUGUCCAGAAGGUGGUGCUGUGCUCAGGGAAGCAUUACUAUGCCCUGCUGAAACAGCGAGAGACAUCAGCAGCCAAUCAGAACACAGCACUCAUCCGUGUGGAGGAGCUGUGUCCGUUCCCACUAGAGGCCCUGCAGCAGGAGCUCAAAAGAUACCCCAAUGCGAAAGAAUUCACAUGGAGUCAGGAGGAGCCUCAAAACAUGGGUCCCUGGUCUUUUGUAGCUCCCAGGUUUGAGAAGCAGCUGGCCUGCAAGCUCCGGUUAGUAAGCCGCCCUGCUCUGCCCGCACCUGCUGUUGGUAUUGGGACCCUCCAUCACCAACAGCAAGAGGCCAUCCUCACCGCUACCUUCUCUUAAGUUUCUAUAAGACUGGGAACCAGUAUAACCAGGGGUUAAAUUGGGAUUUGUUAUGUGGGGGUUGCUCUGUGGUUUUAGGGUUGCCACAGACAAAAUCAUUCGACAAAUGGUAAAUAAAAUAUAACUAGGUGAGACAACCCUCUGCUCUGAAAACUAAAAUGUUAAUUAAAGUCAUUCUAGAUAAAAUAUACAACAUACACACAUUAUCUAAAUGAAAAUAGUGUAAAAAA